Spirometra erinaceieuropaei is the source of this 1304-nucleotide messenger RNA. The record is from the annotation of a GenBank genome assembly. NCBI's taxonomy places the organism in Eukaryota, Metazoa, Platyhelminthes, Cestoda, Diphyllobothriidea, Diphyllobothriidae.
AUGCGAGACACGGUCCAGUCGACGGCGCUCGCCGUCCUCGGUCGCGCUCCCCGCCAACACCAGGACUGGUUCGACGACAACGACGCCGCCAUCAGAAAUCUGCGUGCUUAGACGAACCGCCUACACAAAGCCUACGUAGAUCACCCCACUGAUGCCACCAAAGCUGCCGUCUACCGCAGUCGCCGCCAACUUCAGCAACGACUGCGCGAGAUGCAGGACGCCUGGACUGCUCGCAAAGCUGAGGAGAUCCAAGGAUACGCGGACCACAACGAAUGGAAGAACUUCUUCUCUGCGAUCAAAGCUGUCUACGGUCCACCGACAAAGGGCACUGCUCCUCUCCUCAGCGCCGACGGCAACACUCUCCUGACUGAGAAGACGCAAAUCCUACAGCGAUGGUCCGAGCAUUUCCGAGGCGUCCUCAACCGCCCCUCCGUCAUCUCCGACGCCGCCAUCGAGCGUUUACCGCAAGUGGAGACCAACGUGGACCUCGACCUCCCGCCAUCUCUCCAGGAGACCAUCAGGGUCAUGCAGCAGCUCUCCAGCGAGAAAGCACCCGGAUCGGACGCAAUCACUGCUGAGGUCUACAAGCACGGAUGUCCCCAACUGAUGGAUCACCUGACUGCGCUCUUCCAAGAGAUGUGGCGUCAAGGUGAAGUCCCGCAAGAUUUCAAAGACGCAACCAUCGUGCAUCUCUACAAGCGCAAAGGGAAUCGCCAAGUCUGCGACAAUCACCGCGGCAUCUUCUUGCUGAACAUCGCCGGGAAGAUCUUCGCCCGCAUCCUUCUCAACCGCCUCAAUAACCAUCUGAAACAGGGCCUUCUGCCGGAAAGCCAAUGCGGCUUCCGUCGUCAUCGUGGGACCACGGAUAUGAUCUUCGCCGCCCGUCAACUUCAGGAGAAGUGUCAGGUCUGGUCAUUAACACGCAGAAGACGGUGGUGAUGCACCAGCCGCCACCCCACUCAGUCACAACCCCCAACGCGCCGCCGCAAAUCAGCGUGAACGGAACCCAACUGCAAGUGGUGGAGAACUUCCCGUACCUGGGCAGUACUGUCUCCCGCAACACCAAGAUCGACAACAAAGUCGCCAACAGGAUCUCGAAAGCCAGUCAAGCCUUCGGUCGCCUCCAAAGCACAGUUUGGAAUCGCCACGGUCUUCAGCUGAGCACGAAGCUGAAGAUGUACAAGGCCGUCAUCCUGCCGACACUACUGUAUGGAGCGGAGACUUGGACGGUGUACGCAAAGCAGACACGUCGUCUGAACCACUUCCACCUCAGUUGUCUUCGUCGCAUCCUGAGGCUGAAGUAG